AUGACCACCGACGAUGAGAUCAUGAAGAAGAAGCUGCUCAUAGACGGCGACGGCAUCGGCGACGACCGCAAGCUGAGCCAGCUGAUCAAGUCGCUCAUCCUCUGGUGCUACAACGACGGCGCCGAGUCGGAGCUGGAGUCGGACCUGAGCGCGGCCCGCCUGCUGAUGGCCAUCGACCAGUCGGAGCUGGCGAUGGCCAAGUCGGUGCAGACGAUCCGCAUGAUCAGCAUCGAGCUGGAGAACUACGAGACGCUGUACCGCGGCAUUGAGCGCUCCAUCGCCGGCGCCCGCGAGAAGCUGGCCACCUGCAAGCUGGAGCUGGCGGAGGCGAAGCAGCACCGCUGCAACAAACUCGACUACGACUCGGUGGCCAGCAUCAUCGAGCACCACCCCAGCACGCAGGAGACGCAGCUGAAGCUGAACCAGCUCGAGGGGGAAAUUGCCUCGCUGCAGAAGAUCAACGCCCAGAUCGAGGGCAAGCUGGAGAAGCGGCGGCGGCAGUUUCAGCUGCUGCUCUCCGCCUCGCACCAGCUGCAGAGUACGCUCGAUGAUGAGGAUGGCGGCGGCGGCAUCGAGGAAGGAGGUCGAAAAGGUGCAAGAGGAGGAGGAAGUGCUGAAGGGGAGGAUGAUGAUCAUCAGCUUCGAAGUUCUCGAGAGGGAAAGACGACGCCGGAGGGACCGACGCCGCCGCCGCCCCUGCUAGCGACGGAAACUAAAGCUGAGGAGGCUGCUGCUGAACAACCACCUCCACUGCCAAUGGAGAUCACCGAGUCUUCUGCUGCUGUACCAUAA
Messenger RNA from Rhagoletis zephyria (snowberry fruit fly), 792 nucleotides. The record is from RefSeq and is a predicted model, not a curated record. NCBI's taxonomy places the organism in Eukaryota, Metazoa, Arthropoda, Insecta, Diptera, Tephritidae.